UCCAGGUGGAGACAGCAGCUUGAGCCCGCCUCCCGCGAGCGACCCUACAGGAAUAGGAGGCUAGCGCCCCCUUUUCUCAGCUUUAGAGUUUCCAAGAGCAACGGGGAGAGGGAGGGGGCUUCGCAGUUACCCUGGAGACGCGCUCUCGCCCGCCCCCAGCCGCGGGAUGCCCUAGAUGUCCUUAUUAGGACAAGAGACUCGAGGGGGCGGGGCCAGCCCGACAGCAGGCUUGAGGCUCCUUAUAAGGUCGCGGCGGGCGGGAGGCGGGAGCCGGAGCCCAUUGGUCCAAUUUAGCUUGGCUGGGGCUACUGCGCCGUGGGCUAGGCACAGUCCCGAGGGGCGGGCCUGGACCUCUGGCGCCCACCUCUCCCUUCCUCGCAGGCUGGAGACCUGCGUGUUGCGACUUCCGGCAUAGCAGCUAGAGGCCGGAUGCUGCUUCAAACCCUGGCGGGUCGCCUGUGUCCAACUCAGCUAUACGUGUCCUUCAGGCUUCUCAGCCCGCGCCUCUCCUGGACUCUUUUCAAGACCAGUCUCCAUCUCCAGCCUCCUUCAAGCUUGAGGCUGAAGCUGACAAUCUUAAGAGACCUUAGAGCCGCCAAGUUCAGGUGUUCGAAUCCCGACUCCAGAACUGGCGGGGUCCCAGUCCUGCGGGCGUGGAGCGCCGGAGGACCCGCCCUCGGGCCCAUGGCGGCCCCGGUCCGCCUGGGCCGGAAGCGCCCGCUGCCUGCCUGUCCCAACCCGCUCUUCGUUCGCUGGCUGACCGAGUGGCGGGACGAGGCGACCCGCAGCAGGCGCCGCACGCGCUUCGUGUUUCAGAAGGCGCUGCGUUCCCUCCGACGGUACCCACUGCCGCUGCGCAGCGGGAAGGAAGCUAAGAUCCUACAGCACUUCGGAGACGGGCUCUGCCGGAUGCUGGAAGAGCGGCUGCAGCGGCACCGAACAUCGGGCGGUGACCAUGCCCCGGACUCACCAUCUGGAGAGAACAGUCCAGCCCCGCAGGGGCGACCUGCGGAAGUCCAGGACUCUUCCAUGCCAGUUCCCACCCAGCCCAAAGUGGGAGGCUCUGGCAGCUACUGGCCAGCUCGGCACUCAGGAGCCCGAGUGAUACUGCUGGUGCUCUACCGGGAGCACCUGAAUCCUAAUGGUCACCACUUCUUAACCAAGGAGGAGCUGCUGCAGAGGUGUGCUCAGAAGGCCCCCAGGGUGAGGGUAGCCCCUGGGAGUGCUCGACCCUGGCCAGCCCUCCGCUCCCUCCUUCACAGGAACCUGGUCCUCAGGACACACCAGCCAGCCAGGUACUCAUUGACCUCAGAGGGCCUGGAGCUGGCCCAGAAGUUGGCCGAGUCAGAAGGCCUGAGCUUGCUGAAUGUGGGCAUUGGGCCCAAGGAGCCCCCUGGGGAGGAGACAGCAGUGCCAGGAGCAGCUUCAGCAGAGCUUGCCAGUGAAGCAGGGGUCCAGCAGCAGCCACUGGAGCUGAGGCCUGGAGAGUACAGCGUGCUGUUGUGUGUGGACAUUGGCGAGACCCGGGGGGGUGGGCACAGGCCGGAGCUGCUCCGAGAGCUACAGCGGCUGCACGUGACCCACACGGUGCGCAAGCUGCACGUUGGAGAUUUUGUGUGGGUGGCCCAGGAGACCAAUCCUAGAGACCCAGCAAACCCUGGGGAGUUGGUACUGGACCACAUUGUGGAGCGCAAGCGACUGGAUGACCUUUGCAGCAGCAUCAUUGACGGCCGCUUCCGGGAGCAGAAGUUCCGGCUGAAGCGCUGUGGUCUGGAGCGCCGGGUAUACCUGGUGGAAGAGCAUGGCUCCGUCCACAACCUCAGCCUUCCUGAGAGCACACUGCUGCAGGCUGUCACCAACACUCAGGUUAUUGAUGGCUUUUUUGUGAAGCGCACAGCAGACAUUAAGGAGUCAGCCGCCUACCUGGCCCUCUUGACGCGGGGCCUGCAGAGACUCUACCAGGGCCACACCCUAUGCAGCCGCCCCUGGGGAACCCCUGGGAACCCUGAAUCAGGGGCCAUGCCCUCUCCGAACCCUCUCUGCUCACUCCUCACCUUCAGUGACUUCAACGCAGGAGCCAUCAAGAAUAAGGCCCAGUCGGUGCGAGAAGUGUUUGCCCGGCAGCUGAUGCAGGUGCGCGGAGUGAGUGGGGAGAAGGCAGCAGCCCUGGUGGAUCGAUACAGCACCCCUGCCAGCCUCCUGGCCGCCUAUGAUGCCUGUGCCACCCCCAAGGAACAAGAGACACUGCUGAGCACCAUCAAGUGUGGGCGUCUACAGAGGAAUCUGGGGCCUGCUCUGAGCAGGACCUUAUCCCAGCUCUACUGCAGCUACAGCCCCUUGACCUGAGCUUAUGCCGUGAAACAGCCCCCAGCCCCCGUCUGUCCCCCAACCCAGGCUAGCCAGCCUUUUAACAACAUCUUUUGGGGUACAAUUAGAAUCUAAGUGUUUGCAGCCAUAUGUGUCAUGUAGAAGAUGCCUAGCCCUGGGGACCUUGUGAAAUACGCAGGAACCAGGGAUACCAUCUGGUCCAGUGGUUUUUAAACAAAGCUGCUUAGCACCUGGAAUUCCCUGGUCAGGGAGAUGGAGUCAGUGGGGCGUUGCAGCUUUGAAUCUAUUUUAUGUCACCAGUUGGUCCUCAUCAAAUAAAAUUUCCUUAGGAGUGCAGAGGGCUCAUUGGGAAAAUAAAAAUAAUAAAAAUAAAUGAAACUUCCUAAAAGAAAAGCUUGAAAACCA
This is a messenger RNA of Gorilla gorilla gorilla (western lowland gorilla), 2733 nucleotides long. RefSeq names its product MUS81 structure-specific endonuclease subunit (gene MUS81). The coding region runs from base 430 to 2346 and encodes 638 amino acids. Gene Ontology annotation, cellular component: nucleus; Holliday junction resolvase complex. NCBI's taxonomy places the organism in Eukaryota, Metazoa, Chordata, Mammalia, Primates, Hominidae. Gene Ontology annotation, molecular function: crossover junction DNA endonuclease activity; DNA binding; 3'-flap endonuclease activity. The transcript has 18 exons. The record is from RefSeq and is a predicted model, not a curated record. Gene Ontology annotation, biological process: mitotic intra-S DNA damage checkpoint signaling; double-strand break repair via break-induced replication; resolution of meiotic recombination intermediates.